AUGGGCAUUGCAAAACGAUAUAUUAAUGAUUUACCGGCCACCAAGGCCAGUCCUGAACCCACGGAAACAAUUAUGCUUGCUGGCAAACUUAGGAGUCUGAGCGAAGCCUCAUACGAUUUCACAGGGGAGGCAACAUCGGUGCACCCAUUCGCGAAACCUUUUUCGUCUUCAGAAACUCAAAAUACUGAAGCCUGCAAAGAUCCUAUUCAGAAUUUAAGGGGGGAUGAAGAAAAGCUGUUUGAAGAACAACUGGGGCGAGUUGAUGAGACACACACAUCCAUUAAUGAAGUUCAAAGAUCAUUGAAAGAAGAAAAUACUAUCUUAACAAGUGAAGAGGACCAAAAAAGAACUGACGAAAAUGUAGAGUUCGAAAAGCACCCCCAAUCGAACUAUAAUAAAAAGAUGGAAAUUAUUGUAAUGAAUAAGGAGAAAGACGCAUUGAUAGAUGAGGAUGAAGACGAAGAAAGCGAAGAUAAAUUGAUUGAAGGAAGAAUUAUAGAGGCGAUGAAAAAACAAAAGGUUGAGGGAGGCAAUGAGUAUUUCAACAGAAUUGAAGCCAUGACAAACCAAAGUCAAGGGGAUAUUAUGGGGACUGAAAGUGAGUCCAGAAAUGACGACAAUCUCUCUGAGAAUUUUAUUGUAGAAAACGACAGAUCGAACGAAAACUUACAAAAAGAUCAGUAUGAUAAAAUUGAAUGUAAUACUACCAAUAGAGAAUCAAUCCAACUAUCUGAUGAAAUUGCUGCAGGAGUUGUAAGAAAUGUAAAAGGUGAAGACCUUUUUUCGGUCGGAGAAAAUGACAGAUCGAACGAAAACUUACAAAAAGAUCAGUAUGAUAAAAUUGAAUGUAAUACUACCAAUAGAGAAUCAAUCCAACUAUCUGAUGAAAUUGCUGCAGGAGUUGUAAGAAAUGUAAAAGGUGAAGACCUUUUUUCGGUCGGAGAUGAUGCAUGUGACAAUACAACAGGACAAGAAAUCUCGCAAAGACAGGAUUUAAUUAACGCUAGCACAGCCUCUGCAUGCACUGAUGCUUAUCAUCAAGAGGAGCAAUCUUUACUUUAUCAAAUCAAAGAUGCGUGUCACGGAGGUGACGUUGAACUCACCUCACAAGGCUCAAUGUUAGAAAACUUUCAAAGCCAAAUAUUCACUGCAGAAGAUACUUCUCGGGGCGACUUUCAAACAGUUGACGUUCUCCAUGGAAUUCAAUCUUCUACCGUCGAAGACAGACCAGCGUGA
This is a messenger RNA of Protopolystoma xenopodis, 1236 nucleotides long. The record is from the annotation of a GenBank genome assembly. NCBI's taxonomy places the organism in Eukaryota, Metazoa, Platyhelminthes, Monogenea, Polystomatidea, Polystomatidae.